AUGAAAUCUCUGAGAAUAAAUAAUCAAUAUAUAUUAUCACGAAAAAUUGCAUCAGGAGCAUUUGGAUUUGUGAUGCUUGGUUUUGAUCAAAAAACAGGAUAAUAAGUGGCAAUUAAAAUUGAAAAACCAGAAAAUUAACAUAUCAGAUCAAUAGAAAAAGAAGUAGACAUAAUUCAGAAAUUAGAAGGGGUUUCGGGAGUGCCUUAAUUGCUUUACUCUGGCAAAGAGGAUGACUUUAAUGUUUUGGUUUUGCAGCUACUUUCUAAAGAUCUAUCCUCCUUGAUGAAACAAUAAAAGAAAUUUAGCCUCAAAACUAUUUUAUAGAUAGGGAUUAAAUUAGUUGAAGUUUUGGAAGAUAUUCAUUAAAAAGGAGUAUUACAUAGAGAUUUGAAACCAGAAAAUAUUAUGAUUGAUGAAAACAACAAGUUUUACAUUAUAGACUACGGUAUAAGUAAGACCUUUCUACGUAAAAACGGAGCGCAUUUGUAAUAUAAUAAUAUAAUUAGACCUUUCAAAGACAGAUAACCCUUUAUUGGAACCUCUAGAUAUGCUUCGAUAGCAGCUCAUAAAGGGAACGAGUUAGGAAGAAAGGACGAUUUGGAAUCUUUAAUUUACAUCUUGCUGUACUUUUAUUUAGGGUAAAAAUGAAGAUUUUCAUUGUUUCAGUAAAUUGCCAUGGCAAAACAUCAAGCAUAUUCCAAGCGACUAAAAGAUACAAAAAGUUGGUGAUAUUAAAUAAAAACAGACUACUGAUUUGUUUAAGAAUUUACCUGAAGAACUAAGAAAAAUAUACGAGUACUUUUAUAGCAUAUAUAUAAAUAUAGAUAUUUACGUAAGCUUACAUAUGUCACAUAGCCAGAUUAUAAAUCAAUUAUUAGAUUAUUUUAAUAAGCUGCUAAAAAUGCCAAGAUAACAAUUGAUUCAAUUUAUGAUUGGGAUAUCCAAAAUACUGCUUAGACAGAAAUCUAUUCUCGUUAUGGAACAAUAUAAUUUGAUGAUCACAUCUAGAUAGAUAAAUAUUAAUCUAAUUAAUUAAUGUAAUCAUUUUUACCAUUCUAUAGCAACAUUAAAUAAGAAAAUAAUAAUUAAAAUAAAAGAAGAACCUUUUGUCCAUCUCUAAUUAAAGAAACUAAUAAUUAGAAUCUCUUUUAAUUUGGAAGAGAUCAAAGUGGGCAAAGUAGUCCGAUGGUUAAUUUUGAUGGUAUCAACCAAUUAUCAAGAGACGAGAUAAGUGAAGAUACUGAAUACAUCAUUCCAGAAGAAUUCUAGCAAAAUUAAGAUUUAAGGGUCAAAACAUUGCCAGAUUAUUUGAAGAAGCCAAAAAUUAAAUAAAAACCUAAUUAAACUCUUAUUUUUGAUGAAGAUUGGCUAAUGGACUCUGACAACCAUUUGGUGGAUAAUUAUAAGAAAUUAUAAUCUUUGAGUAAUCAAAUUACUACUAUUUUUCAUAAUAAAUAAAAGUGA
This is a messenger RNA of Paramecium octaurelia, 1464 nucleotides long. Lineage: Eukaryota; Ciliophora; Oligohymenophorea; Peniculida; Parameciidae. The record is from the annotation of a GenBank genome assembly.